AUGGCCGGUUCGAUCAACAAGCCCAAGAAGCCCAAGUCCAAGCGGACGCCCGUCCGCCUCCGGCACAAGAUCGAGAAGGCCUCGGCCGCAAAGCAGAGAAAGCAGAAGAAGCUCGCCAAGAAGAACCCAGAAUGGAGGUCGAAGCUCAAGAAGGACCCGGGCAUCCCCAACCUGUUUCCCUACAAGGAGCGCCUUCUGCACCAGAUCGAGGAGACCAAGAUGAGGAAACAGGAGGAGGCACAGAGGAGGAAAGAGAUGGCAAAGGCAGCAAAGACGGGCGCGCUGGCCGAUGGAGAUGCCGAGGAGAUGGACGACGUCGAGGAUGCCGGCGAGGACUUUGAGAUCGACGACGACGACGCCAUGGAGGAGGAUGGCUCUGAUAUCGACGAGUCGAACCCCAUGGCUGCGCUGAUUGCCAGCGCGCGGGCGGCGGCGAAAAAGUACGACCGCGAGCUGCAGAGCGGCGACGACAUGGACGAGGACGACUCGGAAGACGAGGAGGAUGGUGUUAUCGAGGUUCAGGGCACGGCUACGUCAAGAAAAGCCUACGACAAGGUCUUCAAGCAGGUGGUGGAGCAGGCAGAUGUCGUCCUUUACGUCCUGGAUGCGCGCGACCCCGAGGGCACGCGCUCGAGGGAUGUCGAGCGUGCCGUUAUGGAUGCCGCCGAGGGCGGCAAGAGGCUGAUCUUGAUCCUCAACAAGAUCGAUCUGAUCCCGCCGCCCGUCCUGCGGGCCUGGCUCGUCCACCUGCGGAGGUACUUCCCUACGCUCCCGCUGCGGGCGUCCAAUGCCGCUCCCAACGCACACACCUUCAACCACAGGGACAUGACGGUACAGAGCACGAGCUCAGCCCUGUUCAAGGCUCUCAAGACGUUUGCCGCGGGAAGGAAUCUCAAGCGCGCCAUCUCCGUGGGCGUCAUCGGCUACCCCAACGUGGGCAAGUCCUCCGUCAUCAACGCCCUGCUCUCCAGGCUCGGCAACAACAGGAGCAGCUCCAAGUCCGCGUGCCCCGCGGGCGCAGAGGCCGGCGUCACGACGGCCAUCCGCACCGUCAAGAUCGACAGCAAGCUGACGCUGCUCGACUCCCCCGGCAUCGUCUUCCCCUCGACCUCGUCGGCCGGCAGCGCGACCUUCAAGCCCAAGGACAAGGCCGAGGCGCAGGCGCACCUCGUCCUGCUCAACGCCGUCCCGCCCAAGCACAUCGACGACCCCGUGCCCGCCGUCGCGCUGCUGCUCCGGCGCCUGGCCGCGUCGCCGGACCUCGCGGCCAAGCUGACGGCCGUCUACGACCUGCCGCCGCUGCUGGCGGACCCGGAGAGCGGCGACGCGACGACCGACUUCCUCGUGCAGGUGGCGCGCAAGCGCGGCCGGCUCGGCCGCGGCGGCGUGCCGAACCUGGCGGCCGCGGCCAUGACGGUCGUGACGGACUGGCGGGACGGCCGGAUCCAGGGGUGGACCGACGCGCCGGUCCUGCCUGUUGUCGCCGAGGGCGCCGCGCCGGCGUCGGCUGCUGCGGCCGCGGCUGCUGAGGGGGCGCCGCUGGCAGACCAGAAGCAGAUUGUCACCGAGUGGGCUAAGGAGUUCAAGCUGGAGGGUCUGUGGGGGGACGAUGCUGGUGCGGAUGUGGCCAUGGAGGAGUAG
This is a messenger RNA of Thyridium curvatum, 1641 nucleotides long. RefSeq lists its product as uncharacterized. Gene Ontology annotation, cellular component: nucleolus. Gene Ontology annotation, molecular function: GTP binding. NCBI's taxonomy places the organism in Eukaryota, Fungi, Ascomycota, Sordariomycetes, Thyridiales, Thyridiaceae. The transcript has 2 exons. Bases 1 to 1641 code for a protein of 546 amino acids. The record is from RefSeq and is a predicted model, not a curated record.